Monascus purpureus is the source of this 411-nucleotide messenger RNA. The record is from the annotation of a GenBank genome assembly. NCBI's taxonomy places the organism in Eukaryota, Fungi, Ascomycota, Eurotiomycetes, Eurotiales, Aspergillaceae.
AUGGCUCUGACGAGUAGAAAGGAACUCGGGGAGGCCAAUGCAAAGCUGAUGAUCCGAGGCGGAUAUGAGAACCAGCUGGUCCUUCUCACAGCAGGAGAAGCAAUCACUCUUUCGGAACUCGUCAACGUUAUCAAUGAGACCACAGGCCGACAUGUCAAGGUAGAGAAAAUUUCACCAGAGGAGUACGUUCGCUCCAAAAGUGCCAACGACCCGGGAAAGAAGAGUGCUUGGUUCUUUCAGACACGCCUGUCGUGGUUCGAGGGAAUCACUCGUGGUGAUGCUAGUACGACAGAUCCGCUGAUGGCGGAUCUUCUAGGGCGAGAGCCGACGACGGCGAGAGAGGCCGUCUGUGCCUUUCUGAAAGAAAACCCGAAUUAUACGUGGCAUCAAAAUUAUGCAAAGCAGGGAUAG